UGCCCGCCCAAGCCAACCUAACAUUUGAGCUGCAUAAUUCAUUGUGACUGUUAAUGUAAGAGAAGUUUAUAGCAACUUAGUGCAAAUUUGCAGUACAGAACAAUAUAUAAUUUUAUAUGCUCUGUUGUAUUGUAAGCAGAAAAGUUAGUCCUGCUGUUAAAGUUCAUUUGUGUGUAGAGUAACAGCCAGCAGCAUCAGCUAAUAUAGCCAGCUAAGCACAGGUCAUUACAGGGUCAAUCUGAGUACUCUAGUCACCUGACAGUCUAGUCCAAUCAGAACCCAGCCUCACUCUGGGAGCUCUAGAACCUAGCCAGACAGCCAGCAGCCAUCUUAGAGACAGAAUCUUCAGAGAGUAUGUCAGAGUAAAGAAACUGCCCGUAAGAUCCUAUGAGGCGAAAAUAGUUCUACCACUUUCUACCACAUUCUACCGCAUUCUAUGCGCACUUACUGCACGUAUAUCGCAACAAUAUUAAUAAAACUGAUCAUCUUUGUUCCUGAUUCCCUAUCCUGAUGAUGUUACCAAUAAAGAAAGUUAUUUUUGUACCAGUGGUAUGUUCUUAAAGUCUUUCAAGGAUCCGAGGACAGUUACAGUAGAACUAUUCCCCUCUGAGGAGGCGAGAAGACGCACCUCAUCAGAGCUACAGCAGAAGUCAUAUCAAGUGUGCCUCAGAGUGUAAUUUCAAGCCCUUAAAGAGACAGUGCACUAAAAAGUUAAACAGCACUGUAAAGCUAACCUGCCCUUUCUGUGGCCAAAGAGUUGACAAAAUACCACAGAAGAAGUACAAAUAGAGCCCAGUAUUGCACCCAAGUAGAUGUAUGCCUUUCCUGCGGCCUUCAGAGUCAGAGCAUUGCCACAGCGAGAGCGCACAUAUCGACAAGUGUGUUACCGACCAGAGUGAAACAACCACAUGCUGCAAUUCACCUAGAGACAUCGCACACAAGCAGAGCAACAAUCCUGAAUGCUGCAUCUCGGCUAGUAAAGUCACAGACAGCAUUCGGAAAGUAACUCAAGCAAGCCACAGACAUUCACAGCUGCAUCUCUGCAAGUAAACACACAGACCGUCAGCAUCCUGUAAGCAACUGCAAGCAAGCCAAAGUCCCUUACCUUGCAUCUACUUCUGCAAAGACUGAUCCUGAGUGAUUCCUAAAUUCUAUAGAGAGACGCUUAAUUUGAAUCAGCAAGCCAAGUCACUGUAUCCUGCUCUUCACAUUAAGGUCAAGGUAUCCUGUUUAUUCCUUAUUGAUGGUCAUGUGCUGACUUUGACACAUUAAGAGGUAUUGACUAAAAGGUAAUAAGAACUUUGAAAGAAUCCAGAGAUAUUUGCAUUAUAGGGACUUUAUGUGAAUUUGAAUAAAGUUAUUUAUUCCUUUGUGUUUAACCUUAACUCUUUCAGGUCAAAAUGUCUGUUUAUAGUGAUUCAAUGCCAUUGAUAGAGGGGGAAGUGUUAAAUAGUGAGAGAUAUUCCCUACAGCAGAAAGUAUUAGAGUUGAGGGAAACCUUAAAGUCAGAGAUAAAUCCUGAAGAGAUAGAAAGGAUAAAUUGUGACAUAAAAGAGUACCUGUCUAAGAUAGAGAAAUUAGAAGCUGAGCUUAGGGAGUCUCAAGCAGUCUCAGAGCAGAUAAGCCAGUUGAGACAGUCAUCUCGUGAGAGAAGACCUACCCCAAAAAUGCUAGAAUAUAUGCAACAAGAGGCUGCACACAGAGAAAGGAAAUUCAACCAAAUGUACAUAAAAUGGAAAACGCACACUAAUGAGGUUCGCAUGAAGCUAAAACAAGAGUGUACAGAGGAUGAAUUAUCCAACAUGAUGGAUGCUGUAGAGAAACACGAGUUAGAUAUGAAGACAACAUAUGAGGAGCUAAGGUCUCACACAGUACCCUCCCAGGACAUUAAAAGGAAGAUCGAUACAUGCACUGCAAUAACAGCAGAUUUAUUAGGGCUUAUGAGAAUACGAUCAAUUGAAAACGACUUUGACGCAGAGACAGAGAGAACAAGGCUACUAGAACUUUAUAAAAGGGAUUAUGCAAAGUCCGUAUAUGGGUCCACAGUUUCAAGAGUAGCAUCUUCUAGCAAACAUUCUAGCCACUUAUCUAAGUGCACCAGUACCUCAGCCAAAAGAGUAGAAGCAUCUGCACAACUUGCCGCUAAAAGAGCUGAGAUUGAGAUGGAAGCUGUUAUCGAAGCACAACGUCAACAAUUAAAAAAGUUGAAAAACCAAAGAGACAUCGAGGUCAUAGAAGCUAAACUUAAAGUAUAUGCUGAAGAGGAAAUAAAAGAAAAUGGUGAUAGAUCCAGAGCAGUACUUCCCGAGAGAACAGAUCCCUGUCCUUCUAUCCCCACUAGUCAUCAUAGUGACCAAGGAAAUGUUGCAGCUAUUGCCCAAGCAAUACAUGAGACAAUGGUUCUUACAAGACUUCCAACUCCUGAACCAACUGUAUUUUCAGGAGACCCAUUGAAGUUCAUAGAGUGGAGUACAAGCUUUGAAGCACUUAUUGCACGUCGCUGCUCCAAUCCAGCAGACAAGUUGUUCUACCUACAGAAGUAUGUUAGUGGAGAAGCCAAGAGUGCUCUUGAAGGUAGCUUCUACAGGAAGGAUGAAGAAGCCUUUAAACAAGCAUGGGAGAAGCUGAACACACGGUAUGGUCAUCCCUUUGUAGUACAGCGAGCCUUUAGAGAAAGACUUAACAGUUGGCCAAAGAUAGGCUCUAAAGAGUAUGUUAGGCUUAGAGAGUAUGGUGACUUCCUGCAAGCAUGUAGCAACGCCAUUCCUCACAUAAAGGGUUUGCAAGUACUGAAUGACUGUGAAGAAAAUCAGAAAAUGUUACUUAAGCUGCCUGAUUGGGUGACCUCAAGAUGGAAUCGUCAUGUAACUAAACAGUUAGACCAAGGAAAGGAGUAUACCAGUUUUGAAGAGUUCUCUUCAUUUGUCAAUUCAGAAGCACGUAUAGCAUGCAAUCCAGUGUCAUCUCUCCACAUUCUGAAACCUUUGGAAGGAAAGCCAACGAGAGAAAUAAAACGUGCAAAGGUCACUUCAUUUGCAGUCGAUACAAUGACUAAAGACCAUGAUACCAAUGAGAGUAAGCCUAAGGUCAUUGAUGUACUGAAUAGAGAGAAAGCACGGACAGAGAGUCACACACCUCUUCAAUGCAUGUUCUGUGGAGAGAACCACUCCAUCUACAAAUGUCAACAAAUGAAGGAAAGGUCGGUAGAGGAGAAGAAAAGAUUCAUACUGGAUAACCAACUCUGUUUUGGUUGCCUAAGAAAGGGACACAGUGCCAAGGACUGUAAAAGAGCCACCUGUGGCAUUUGUAAAGGACGUCACCCAACCCCAUUACAUGAGGAUCGCCCAAAAAGGGAUAGAGCUUCAACACACAGUACACUCAUUGAGGGAGAAAUCAUAUCCACACUAUCUUGCUGUAUGGUUAAAAGUGAGAGUAAGAAUACGUCAAUGAUCAUCCCAGUGUGUAUCUCAUCUCCAGGAACAGAAGGCAAGGAGGUACUUGCUUAUGCAUUACUAGACACACAAAGCAGUAACACAUUUAUUGACCAAGAGGUCUGUGAGAAAUUGCAAGUGGCAAUGGAGCCAGUGAAGCUUAAGCUCUCAACGAUUAUGGGAAAAGACUCAUUGGAAGAUAGUCAAAGAGUCACAGGAGUAAAAGUCAAGGGACUUUGCUCAGAUGUCACCAUAGAUCUACCUCCGGUCUAUACAAGAGACUUCAUACCCCUUGAUCGUGAACACAUACCUACCUGUGAAACAGCCAAAAAGUGGAAGCACCUAUCAGUCAUCUCUCAUGAAAUACCCCCUCUGAAGGAGUACCGUGUGGGGCUCCUGAUAGGUUAUGACUGUUCUAAAGCACUGAUGCCACGACAAAUAAUAACAGGAGGUGAUGAUGAACCAUAUGCGAUCAAAACUGAUUUGGGAUGGAGCAUUAUUGGAGGACCACAACAGGCUGCAAGCUCAAGACAAGUAACCGGGUUAUGUCAUCGCAUAUCUGUCAAGACGUCACUAACCCCAAGUCCUGCUGCAGUGAUCAAGAUUCUUGAGUCCGACUUUGCAGACACCAGCUCAAAGGAAAAGAGUAUAUCUCAAGAAGACAUAACUUUCCUACACAUCUUGGAAGGAGGCAUUCAGCAAAACCAACAAGGCCAUCUAGAGAUGCCCUUACCUUUCAAAAAACGCCCUGACCUUCCAUACAACAGGAAUCUUGCCUUAGUACGACUAAGACGUUUAGAGAGGAAGCUGGGAAGAGAGCCAAAGUUCAAAGGCGACUAUUCCAAGUUUAUGGAAGGCAUCAUACAAGACGGAGAUGCAGAAAGAGCCGACCAUCAACCAGACCCGGGGAAGGUUUGGUACAUUCCACAUCAAGGUGUCUAUCACUUGAAGAAACCAGACAAGAUAAGAGUGGUGUUUGACUGCUCAGCAAGGUAUGAUGGUGUUGCAUUGAACGAUUAUCUGUUAACGGGACCAGACCUCACAAAUAUGCUGUCUGGUGUUCUCAGUAGAUUUCGGAAAUACCCCAUUGCUGUCAUGUGUGACAUUGAAAAGAUGUUCCACAGGUUUCAUGUGAAAGAGGAAGAUAGAGAUUUCCUGAGGUUCCUAUGGUGGGAGAAUGGAAACACUAAUACAGAGCCUGUAGAAUAUCGCAUGAAGGUUCAUCUGUUUGGAGCAGCAUCAUCCCCAGGUUGUGCCAAUUACGGUAUGAAACACCUUGCCAAUCAAAAUGAAGGAAACUAUCCAUCAGCAGCAAACUUCAUUAAGAAAAACUUUUAUGUUGACGAUGGACUUGUAAGCCUGCAAUCAGCUGACUCAGCAAUCAAAUUAGUGAAAGAAACUCAAGAGUUGUGCGCAAAGGGAAAUCUGCGCCUUCACAAGUUCAUCUCAAACAGCAGAGAAGUGUUGGAAUCCAUUUGUGAAUCUGAACGUGCAUCAGCAAUGGAAAACGUAGACCUCAACUACGAUGAUCUUCCAGUCCAGAAUGCACUUGGCCUGAGAUGGGAUGUUGAAAAUGAUGAGUUCUUCUUUAAGGUCUCUAUUGAAGAGAAACCAGCAACAAGACGCAAUAUUCUCUCCACGGUAGCUUCUGUGUAUGAUCCAUUGGGUUUCUUAGCCCCAGUAAUCCUCAGAGGAAAAGGAAUACUCCAAGAGCUGUGCAGACAGAAGCUAGGUUGGGAUGACUCUAUGCCAGAAGAACUGAGGCCAAGGUGGGAGAGUUGGAUCAAGGAUUUACAACAUCUGCACGGAGUCAGAAUACCAAGGGGCUUUGCACCCCACGAUUUUGGAAAGUAUGAGAGAAUUGAACUGCAUCACUUCUCAGAUGCUAGUAGUUACGGUUAUGGCCAAUGUUCCUACAUCAGGGUGAUAAGAGAUGAAAAGGUACAUUGCUCCCUUGUCAUGGCCAAGACCAGAGUUGCACCUACCAAUGUCCUCACAAUACCAAGACUGGAACUAUCAGCUGCCGUAGUUUCUGCUUCAGUGAGCAAGUUCCUGAGAGACGAAUUAGAGUUCAAGGUAGAUGAAGAGUACUUUUGGACAGAUUCACAGGUGGUUCUAGGCUACAUAAAUAAUGAAGCUCGAAGAUUUCAUGUCUUUGUGGCGAACAGAGUUCAAAGAAUUCGAGAAAUUACUGAUCCAGACCAGUGGUACUACAUUGAGUCAGAAAGGAAUCCAGCUGAUCAUGCUUCAAGAGGUCUUAAAGUUUCAGAAAUGAAGGACUCAAAUUGGUUUACAGGCCCAAAGUUCCUAUGGGAAAGGGAAAUAGUACCCAUCAAAAAUUGCCUAGAGCUAUCAAUGUGUGAUCCUGAAGUGAAGGUCAUUCAAGCCUUAAACACAACAACCAAGUGCCAGGACGAUAUGCUCGAAAGACUAUCACGAUUCUCCAAUUGGACUACAGUAGUAAAUGUAGUUGCUCGAAUUCAGCGUCUGGCAAGACGAACUAGGAAGUUUGAACCCUUGAACGUUGAAGAAAGAAUGAGAGCUGAGGAUACAGUUAUAAAACUCAUUCAUCAGAAAUUUUACAAAGAAGAAUUAAAGAUGCUCAGUCAAGAACCUGGAAGGAUCCCCAACAACCACCCUUUGCAUCAACUUAAUCUUAUCCUACAGGAUGGUAUAAUAAGAGUGGGAGGAAGAUUGGAAAAUGCACCUUUAUCUUUCAGAGUGAAGCAUCCAGCGAUUCUUCCCAAGGAUUCUACCCUUACAAGCCUGAUAAUUGAUCAUCAUCACACAAGGUCCUCACAUCAAGGCAGAGGUCUAACCUUGAGCUACUUGAGAGAUGGUGGUUACUGGAUUGUGAAUGGCAGUAAAACUGUAGCUAAACACAUAAAACAGUGUGUACUGUGUCGGAAGACUCGAAGGCCGACAGAAGACCAAAGAAUGGCAAAUUUACCCAUGGAUCGUGUAGAACCAUCGCCUCCCUUCUCUUAUUGUGGCAUGGAUUGUUUUGGUCCAUUCUACACCAAGCAAGAUCGUAAGGAGCACAAAAGAUAUGGUCUACUUUUCACGUGUCUAAGCUCCAGAGCAAUCCACAUAGAGAUGUUGGAGAAUAUGUCAACUGAUGUGUUCAUCAAUGCUCUUCGAUGCUUCAUAGCCAUUAGAGGCACCGUAAGAGAAAUCAGAUCUGACCAAGGUUCUAACUUUGUUGGAGCUAAGAAUGAGUUGAGAAAGGCUUUAGAAGAAGUAGACAAAGAAAGGAUAACCAUGUUUCUGGCAGAGAGACAAUGUGACUUUCACAUGAAUGUUCCAGAUGCAAGCCAUACGGGAGGUGUUUGGGAGCGUCAGAUAAGAACCGCAAGGAAUGUUCUGAGUUCAGUACUAAAGCAGAGUGCUGGAAGAAUAGAUGAUGCUUCUCUGAGGACUGUAUUUUAUGAAGCUAUGUCCAUUGUGAACAGUCGUCCAUUGACAGUUGAUAAUAUCAAUGACCCAACAAGUUUAGAUCCUCUGACUCCAAAUCAUCUGCUUCACCUAAAGUCCACUCCCAUACAGCCACCACCCGGCAAGUUCCUCGAGGAAGAUUUGUAUGCCAGAAAGAGAUGGCGACGUGUGCAAUAUCUGACCGAACAAUUUUGGAACAGAUGGAGGAGGGAGUACCUAGCUAAUCUCACUCUCAGACAAAAAUGGCAUACUCCUAGGAGAAAUGUUCAAAUAAACGACAUAGUGAUCGUUAAAGAAGAGGACAUACCCAGAAAUCGAUGGAGAAUUGCUAAAGUUCUUGAAGUUCAGAAAGACAAUGACGGAUUGGUAAGAAGAGUGAAAUUACAGAUGGGAGAUUCCAAAUUAAGUAAGAGAGGAGAACGUCUCACUACUCCACUCAUCCUAGAACGUCCUAUCCAAAAACUGGUUGUUCUUAUCGAGAAUAAUAAUAAUAAGUAAAAUUCCCUUAAUCUAUGCAAACCAACUCAACAACGAAUGCAUAAAUUAAAGGUAAUUUGGUGGGAGUGUAGCUGCCCGCCCAAGCCAACCUAACAUUUGAGCUGCAUAAUUCAUUGUGACUGUUAAUGUAAGAGAAGUUUAUAGCAACUUAGUGCAAAUUUGCAGUACAGAACAAUAUAUAAUUUUAUAUGCUCUGUUGUAUUGUAAGCAGAAAAGUUAGUCCUGCUGUUAAAGUUCAUUUGUGUGUAGAGUAACAGCCAGCAGCAUCAGCUAAUAUAGCCAGCUAAGCACAGGUCAUUACAGGGUCAAUCUGAGUACUCUAGUCACCUGACAGUCUAGUCCAAUCAGAACCCAGCCUCACUCUGGGAGCUCUAGAACCUAGCCAGACAGCCAGCAGCCAUCUUAGAGACAGAAUCUUCAGAGAGUAUGUCAGAGUAAAGAAACUGCCCGUAAGAUCCUAUGAGGCGAAAAUAGUUCUACCACUUUCUACCACAUUCUACCGCAUUCUAUGCGCACUUACUGCACGUAUAUCGCAACAAUAUUAAUAAAACUGAUCAUCUUUGUUCCUGAUUCCCUAUCCUGAUGAUGUUACCAAUAAAGAAAGUUAUUUUUGUA
Messenger RNA from Xenopus tropicalis (tropical clawed frog), 7979 nucleotides. RefSeq lists its product as uncharacterized. The record is from RefSeq and is a predicted model, not a curated record. Bases 1401 to 7364 code for a protein of 1987 amino acids. Gene Ontology annotation, biological process: DNA integration; DNA transposition; DNA recombination. Gene Ontology annotation, molecular function: nucleic acid binding; hydrolase activity; zinc ion binding. The transcript is spliced from 3 exons. NCBI's taxonomy places the organism in Eukaryota, Metazoa, Chordata, Amphibia, Anura, Pipidae.